AUGGAUUCUCAUAUCUUCCUGAAAAUGAAGGCUUGUUUCGUUCUUAUGGCUUUGAUCGCCGUCGCUGCUGCACAAUCGGGAUUUGGUAGGCGUAGAAGCCGUGAAUCCUCUUCGGAAUCAAACGAAAGACGUCGUUUUUUGCAGUUCUCGUUGGGUGGACUCACUCAGCUGCCACGUGGACGAAUGGUCUGCUCUGCUGAUGCUCGAUUCACUGUUCAAAUCGAUGGAACGACUACAACUGCCCGUUGCACUGACGCCGCAGCGGAUAUGUCAACCAGAUGCCCAGGAUGUUGUGAAUCUGUUGCAUUGGCCGCUGGAUUGACUACCGAUUUGGCCGGCGCCUUCCCAUCGAACAACGGAAGAAGCUGCAUCUGCUGUCUCAGAUCUAACUGA
Molecule: messenger RNA, 393 nt
Organism: Caenorhabditis remanei
Lineage: Eukaryota; Metazoa; Nematoda; Chromadorea; Rhabditida; Rhabditidae
Exons: 4
Coding region: 1-393 (130 amino acids)
Source: RefSeq, a predicted model, not a curated record